This is a messenger RNA of Schistosoma intercalatum, 1905 nucleotides long. The record is from the annotation of a GenBank genome assembly. Lineage: Eukaryota; Metazoa; Platyhelminthes; Trematoda; Strigeidida; Schistosomatidae.
CAUGGUAUACAGAAACUUUACUGUACUCAGAAAAAUAUCCUCAACCACACUGCAAGAUAUACACACCAACAAAUAACUGACAAGUGGGCUAGAAUUAGUUCAGUCGAGUGACUAGGCCACCACCUAUUGGAAAUUUACCAAAGAACUGAAACUGUGCUGAAACAAUAAGAGGCGAGCAGAAAGAAAUUUAUCGGUUUGUAAACACUAAUACUAAUGAUAUGUGAUUGGACAAUGUAACCGACUUGGCUUUUCUAAAAGUUCGCUACACUUAUGAGACUUCUUGUCGUUAAGACAUGCAGUUCAAUCCUGACUCCUCUGUGUCGGGGUAUGGCAUAUUAUCACAUUGAGUGGAAACCGAAACCUUAUCCCUGCACAAAGGCCGAACGAGAAGCGGCUGCCAAACGUUACAAUCUCUUACCUUCUGAUUAUAAACCAUUUGAGGACGAUGGUUUGGCACCAGGAGACUACUUCUACGUAGAACCGUAUAACGCGAAUAAUCGCAGCCCAUGGGAACCCUAUGACUUCCCACGUGAAAGACGAGAUUUUAAUGACCCGCAACAGUUCAACGCGCAAAUGUAUCUUGCUUCCGGAUAUAAUCCUACAAUACUAAAUGAAAUUUUAAAAGGACAGCCAAUGUGGUAUAUACUGUUCAAGACGUUUGCACCGUUCUUUGGCCUUUGGAUGUUCUUAUAUCUCGGUCAAAUGUAUUGCUUCUUUCUCCCGAUGGUAAGUACUAUAAAUUUGAACGUCACUUUUCGUUUUAUAAUCGAGUUAGUUAUAAUAUUUACAGGAUCAUCCGAAAAGUAAGACUAGGAACUUAAAAUUCCAUAACAACUCCAAGCUUUAAUUUCUUAAAUAGUAGAUGACAGGAAAUCUUCAGCAACUUCCAGGCGAACUUAUAGCUACACUUUGAAUACCAACCAUCAUGAAUUUGCCUACCGACUUAUAAUGCGGUAAAAAAGCUGAGACAACUAAGUAGUAGGACCAUGGAGCUGUAGUUUUGAGUUUAACUAGCAGAUUUGGGCCGCUCCAAUACUAUAUACUGAGCAGUCAGUUUGAGAAGCGUAAUGUUUCUAGUUAUUUGAUGUCUAGAUGGUGUACAAAGGCAAACAGUUCGCGAACCCAACAGUUCACUUCUGUCAUGAGAUCUAAUCAUUAUAAGUGGACAAAGGUCAUCGACAUUCGACUGCAUAUUUUUUCGAAGCACUUUUCCAUGUGACAAAACCACUAAAUUCGUUGCGUCAAAGUUAGGCAAGAAAAACAUACCAAUUGGCAGCUAUAUCAGCAGAUUUGUACAUCGUAACGACCAUCAUGUGCAUGUAUAAGUGACCCCGAAAACGUCACAUAUAUGUAGGUCGUUUCGAAAUCACACCGUACGAAAGUCGUUCAGCAACUAGCUGACUGGACAAAAUCGCUUAUCUAAAGCAUAGUACAUACCUCAACAUUGUUCAGUUAAUGAACAUUUAGGUAAACUAUAGCCGGUUGUCCAAAAACGGUUGCUAAUUUUUUUCCUUCUUUUUACAGAAAGCGAAGCAAUAUCCACAUGCAGUGGACAAAGAAAAUCACUAUACUUUUGAAAAGCUUGGGUAGAUCCGUAUGUCCGAAUAGAAAGUAAUAAAGUCGUAGUAAACAAAAAGAAUGGCUUAUUAUUAUUGGGAUUUUUUAUUGCCAGCAUAAUUAACCACAAUUAUUUGCUUCACAUAAAUACACUGAAAUUUGGGACUGCAUGGGCACAAACAUUGGGGUGCCAUUCUUGAUAAAUAAUUGCAACAUUCCGUGGAUAAGAGAAUUGUGUGCAUAGUUGUAUUCAGGUUUUCCGACUCGAUGCUGACUUUCUCAAUUGUCGUUCAUACUGAUAUUCACGUUCAUUUGCUCUAUUGAAAAAUGCUUGCCUUUCCAGAUACC